AUGGCGUCACUCCGUCAUUGGACCCCCGUCUUCGAGGAUGUCAAGAUGGAGCACACAACCGUCUCAUCGACAGUCUUGUCCCUGCUCCCGACGUCAUUGCAAUCACGCUUGCCGCCCCUGCGCUCAGUCCAAAAAAGCGUCAGCAUGCAGACCUGCCAGACCAGCGUGACGAACAGGACGUCCUCCCAAGAGCCGGUCACACCAACGCCCACCCCCCGCGGCUCGCCCAAGAAGCAGAGCCGCAUCGCGGACAGCCCCUCUCGAAUGUCCUGCGCCUCUACAUUGCUGGACGAUGAAGCCCUCGAAUCGAGCCCCCCAAGCCCUCCGUCGGGCGUUCACUGGCGGUAUGCCUUGCAGGGUAUGUUCCUCAUCGUGGCCCGCCCUUCCUUCCACCCCCCUCUUACCCGGACUCAUAACGGCACAGGCCUCUCCCUUCUCUCGGUGGCGCAAGAUGAAGCCCGCCAGCCGCUCCCCAGCGCCGAGUUUGAGCGCAAAGCAUUCCUCGACGGCGCAGAGUACAUCCUGAAAGGCCUGCCCGCGGACCUCAGCCCGCUGGAGCUCGACCGCCUGCGCACGUCGGCGCCCCGCGCCCUCGUCCCGGGCCCGCAAGGAUGCAACUCGCCCCUGUCGAGCACACGGUGUCACUCGCCGUGCGGCCAUGCGGCGGCGUCGUCGUCGUCAUCGCCGGCACGGUCCCGGAAGUCACUGCUGCACCGGUGGGUGCAGGCGGCGGUGGUGCAGAUGUUCGUCCUCGCGCAUCUGGCGCUGCCGUACGUGGUGCUGCUCGCGCGGCUGGCGGCGCGGGCAGAGCGGGAGUACAACAUAUCACACAACGUGGCGAGCGCCGGGUGGGGGCUCGUCCACUCCAUUGGGGCGCAGGGGGUCAAGGCGACGGGCACGCUUUGCGGUAUCGGGGACGGCAGGGUCGGGCAGGCCAUUGCGGAGGCGGUGGCUUGGACGGUCGAGGGUGUGUCGGGGGGCCUGAGUGAGGGUGUCGGGCAGGGCAUGGUGAUCAUGAGUGCCUCGCGGCCGUAG
Messenger RNA from Verticillium nonalfalfae, 1035 nucleotides. RefSeq lists its product as uncharacterized. The record is from RefSeq and is a predicted model, not a curated record. The transcript has a single exon. NCBI's taxonomy places the organism in Eukaryota, Fungi, Ascomycota, Sordariomycetes, Glomerellales, Plectosphaerellaceae. The coding region runs from base 1 to 1035 and encodes 344 amino acids.